GGCCGUGCGCGCUGCCCCGGAAGCGCUCCCGCCGCGCCGCCUGCGGGAACAUGGCCGAGUCGGCGGAGGAGGUGGCGGUGCUGGUGCAGCGGGUGGUGAAGGACAUCCGCAACGCCUUCCAGCGGAACCCACACAUAGAUGAAAUUGGAUUAAUACCCUGCCCUGAGGCCAGAUAUAACCGGAGCCCUAUUGUCCUAGUAGAAAACAAGCUUGGUGUGGAGAGCUGGUGUGUGAAGUUUCUUUUGCCGUAUGUCCACAAUAAACUUCUCCUCUACAGACAGAGAAAACAGUGGCUGAACAAGGAUGAGCUGAUAGAUAUCACGUGUACCCUGCUACUGCUGAACCCCGACUUCACCACUGCUUGGAAUGUGAGGAAAGAAUUAAUACUGUCUGGCACUUUAAAUCCACUUAAAGAUUUGCAUCUUGGAAAACUGGCAUUAACCAAGUUUCCAAAGAGUCCAGAAACAUGGAUUCAUAGACGAUGGGUGCUGCAACAACUAAUUCAGGAAAGCUCCUUGCCCAGUCUUGCAACUAAAGGAAACUUGGGAGCAGUGCCUAUGGAGAGGAUUCACCGACUAGUGCAGGAGGAAAUGAAUGUCUGCUCCGAAGCUGCUGGGAGAUAUCCAAGCAACUACAAUGCCUGGUCCCAUCGUAUCUGGGUUUUACAACAUUUGGCAAAACUCACUGUCAAGGUUCUCCUUGAUGAACUUUCAUCCACUAAAUAUUGGGUAUCCAUGCAUGUCUCGGACCAUAGUGGAUUUCAUUACCGCCAGUUCUUACUCAGUUCCUUGAUACGCAGAACAGUGACUGACAAAAACAUACAGGUACAGAAUCAAGUGGUAAAUGAACAAAACCCUAGCCUUCAGAAGGACGAAGAGAGUGCAGGGACAGAAGCUGCAUGUGCAGAGGAGCAAAGCGUGGAUCUUCCCCACUAUUUAGAUGAAGAGAUGGAACUCUGCAGUGAACUGAUUGAUAAUUACCCAGGGCAUGAAACUUUGUGGUGUCAUAGAAGGUGUGUAUUCUACCUUCAGCGGCACUUAAGCAACAAACUUCCUCUCAUGAGUACAGCGGUAUCAUCUGUGGACAGCAGUGAUGAAAGUCUGAGUAAUUCCCAUCACAGUCCUGCAACAAGUCACAUGGCACAAGCUAUGGAUGUUGAUGGUUUGAAUGAAUCCAGCAGCAAACAAGGUUAUACCCAAGAAACAAAACGCCUGAAGCGUGCUCCUGUGCAGGACUCUCUUGGUCCAGAAAUGGAAUAUCGGUUUGUUGAUAAAGUAUUAUCAACUUGUAGGGAUGUGGACCAAGCCAGGUUUGCUACUGCUUAUAGAAAAUGGCUAGUUACUUUUUUAGGUCAGUGAAGGAAAUGUUGAAAGCUUUCAGGGUUCUUCUCUUAGUGCAAUAUUCACUUUUCAGACGCAAAUGCAUGUCUUGGUUGAAAGUGUUAGCUAACUCUGUGUUUCUCUCUCUUUUGAUGGUCAGUCCUAAAGCUAAAUUUCAGAGUAGACAUCUGUCACUUUAUUAAAGAACUGGCAUACAUUUUUAUUAAGCAAAUGAUUUUGUUACUUAAUCUCUCAAAGAAAUCACUCUUACGAGCUUCCUACCAUGUAAUCAUCUUUUUUUUUUAACUUCUGCAUUGAGUUGGUCUCUGAAUCAUUUGACUAUAAAAAAAAAAGAGGUAAAAGAAAAAAGUUUGAAAUGCUUGUGAAACAGAGUUUCUGAAAAAAUGGGAGAAUCUAUCAGUAUCAGCUAAACUUGUUCCCAGUUUGUUCCUCCAUGGCAUCAUGCUAAUACCUUAUUGGAUCCAGACUAUAUUUGAUGAGUGCUAUUUUUUUUUUAUAGCAGUCUUUGGUAGAGCACCAUAAUACAGUGUUUCUGAGGGCUUCAGUAACAGUUUUGGAACUGUGAUACCUUUUACUGUUUUGGUUUUUGUUUGCUUAUUAAUUGUCAUGUUAGCUUAAUAGGAAGUUCUAUAAGGUUGAAAUCUUGAUAAGCAAAUACAGCAAAAUGUGGCAGAAAAGAGUUCAACCACAUGUUCGCCCACAGUCAGAGCUAUAUUUGGCUGUAUUUGUGAAUUGUUCUCUUAAAACAGGCUACUUUCAUCUCUUGGUGUUUAUUUGUUUAUUUUAUCUCAACAAUGGAGAUUUAAUCACACUUGAUACGCAUUUCUGAAUAUCUUUUUUACACUACGGAUUCUCACCCUGCCAAAUUACACAUUGUUAACUUGUACUUCAUCAAGACCCUACAAGUCCAAUAUUGGAUGGAGUAAAAAGUAGCUCUUCCAACUGAUGAUUGAGACUAUACAGUUAAUAAAAACAGUGACAGCAAGGAGGAAGCUAACCCUUCCCUUCUGGUUUUUUUUUUUUUUUUUUAAGAGCUUCAGUCUUUGUUGGUGUGGAUUUUUUUUUUUCCAAUUUUAUUCUUAAAGAAGAGCUCUACUCCAACCGUACAUCUCUGUUUACAUAACUGUAAAUUUUAAGGGAAUUUGAAAUCAAUUAUGAAUGGUGUAUUUUGUCAUUUCCUUAGAAUUUGUCUGUAAAAGGGAUUUUUUUACAUUAGUAGAAUUGUGCUGGUACACAGAUCCAAGGAAAAGGUUCUACAGUAGAAGUCUAUAUAGUGACAUCACCUCUUUUAAAAGCAAACUGUUUUCUGAGGGGGAUUAGAUUUUCAAGUUAGUGUCCUUGCCAUAAUUUCUUUAUUUAUCUUCUGCCCCAAAUACCUCUUGACCAUAAGUUUAAAGAUACUGUUUCUGUUGGGCAGAGAGAGAAACAAUGAGGGAGGAAAAAACACAGGUAGCCUGCUCAAAAGGUAUCACUUUGAAUCAAAAAAGCACUCAAAAUAUGAAGUUCCUACACUUCUAAGUAGUUAGAUUAAUGGAGUUUACUCUUGCAUUUCAAAAUGAAAACAGACCACCUGCAAGUCUUUGAGAGUAUGUUCAUUAUUCAUUUCAGGCACAAAGUAGCUAAAAAUGACAUUUCUAAAAGCACACUGUUCUGUUUACAGUACAUAGAUAAGACUAUUCUAGGCUUGAGCAUCUCCAUGUCAAAGCUUUGUUUCAGAGGGCACCUGCCUCUCCAUAGGUAUCUUAUUGUAUAUGUAGGUAUAUGUCUUACAUGGUCAUUAGCUUUGAGGUGCUAUGAGGUGCUGUGGUGUUUUGGCUGAUGGUUUUAGUUGCAGAAGAACAUAAUUGUUGUCUAAAGGAGCUGUGAAAUUGGCUUGAGAGUACGAUUUUGUCAUAAGAUGUAGCCUCAGUGAUCACUGACAAAUGGGUGGGUUCAAGUACCAACAGGAUUCUGAACUUAAAAUCUUAACUUGAGCGAGAACUUUUACACAUCCCAAGAGACCUGAUGUUUAGUGGACACAGAUGAUGCAUUAAAGUACAUGUAGUAGCCUGGGUUGGCUUGAUUAACAGUAUCUCAUUAAUGACUCAUAUGAACCUGAAAAGUGUGAAGUCAAGGGGGCAGUGUACUAAAGGUCAGGUUCUUAGUCUUAAAUUACUUAGUAAUGUUAUUUGUGUGUUCUGUUUACCUUGGCAAAAUUUAUCUGUUUAUGAGAAAAAUAUUAGUGCUAGGAGCAAUCUCAGAAGUGGGAGCAUGAUAGGAAACGUUUCUUGACCUGUGGAAGGGAAGAGAUUCUCUCUUCUUGCGCUGGAAAGACCGAGGCUUUCAAAAGGAAAUACUAUUAUUAUUAGAAUCUGACUUGAAACUUCUUCCACACUAUAAUCUGGAAUCUUAGUUGGCAUUCUCAGAGCUAUACUGUGGAAGUUCUGUGUUUUUGAACUUGGCAUCAUUAACAUUUAAGCAGGUGCCCUCAUAUACAUGUGUAGAGUUGCUAUUCAAGUCAGCACAAGUGAUGCAUUCUUGCAGGAUGACAAGAUUUUGUCCUAUAUAACUGAAUAGAGUUGCAUUGAAUUUUAGUACUUGGAAUAUGUUCUGAGAACUCUGAUUAGAGAUGGUGCUGAUAUUCUUACUGGUUUUGUAAAACACUGAUGGCUGUAGUGUAACUCAUAAGUGUGGGUUUUUGAAGUCUGCACCUCAUGGAAAUAUUCCCCCACACUUUUUUUUUUAAAUCCUGCUAGAAUAGUUACAUUUAGAAAUGUUUGCAGACCUGAAAACAAAACAGUGAAAUUGAAACAAGUAAUUUAUUUCUGUUUGAAGGAAAUGCAAACAGUAAGUUGUUAAAUUUGAGCUUUAAGUUUUUAGCAGUAACUAUAUAAAUUAUAUUAAAAAGGAAAAUAAUAUCUAAAUUGCUUUGAAGUGUCAAUGUCCUGAAGCCUCAUGCAUGAAUUGAUUGAAGAGGUACUUCUAAUAUACUGUAUUAAGUUCAAAACCGAUGUGAAGUUCUGAAACUAUGAUCUUUGCAGCAUACCUGUCUAACCACUUGGUGUUACUGCAGGGUACCAUUUGGGCACUGCUUGAAAGAAAAAGUGGCUUUAGGCCACUGGUAGCUAACGUCCUGAGCGCAGCUACUUUACAUAAGGCAUUUCAGCUGUUUUGUGUUUCAGAGAUCAAAGACUAAUAAAUUAGUCAGUGAACAUUCCUGCAGAGAAAAUGUGCAGCAGAAGCUGCAGAAUUCAAGGUUCUCACUCUCUGAAGUUUCUUCAAUUAUAAAAUCAAAUUGUACAUCUUUAAACAUCUUAAUGUAAAAUUCAGCUUCUUUCCUAAUUUUGUAGUAUGUAUCAUUUGAAUUUAUUCAUUUUGUUGACUGGAUUAGUCUUUGUAGAAAUUUGUACUAGAAACAAAGGGUUUUGAGGAACAAAUGUAAUUUAAAACUACAGAAUUUGGUAUAGAAGGAACCACAUUUUAAAGUGGUAAAUUCUCAGCUGCUAAAUACAGUUACUGUUAUUUCACUGACAUUGUUUGUCUUGUGUGUUACAGCUAUUGGAGAAACAUGAAGCAUUAAAGACAGCUACAAUAACUUGUAUGAAGUCAUUGGAAUGCAUUGUUAUAGCUGCUUUGAUUAAUAUUCUUAAUGUACUCAUGUCUGCAUAUUUGUGUUUUAUUGACUGCUUACAUAUUCUUUAUACAACAAAAUCCAUGUGUCAUUUAAAUAGGGGAUAAAGUAGCUUGUCAGUUUAUACUAUUUGAUGAAUUACCUUGUAUGUAAUUUGCUUUAAAACAAAUAAGCAAAGUGAUAAUAUAGUGAGAAAGCUUAGCUUUUUGUCUUAUAAUGAAAGUUUCUGGCAUUUCCAGUUUUAUUCUAGUGCUGCUUAGUUAGAAUGUGUAGCUAGACUUUAUGGAUGGGAGUGAUUUUUUUUUUCCUAAGUAGAUAGUUAAUGAAUUUUUUAAACAGUACUGUGUAAUAUUGAUGAACAGAAAGAAAGGGUUUUGGAAAGGUUUGUCUGCAUAACCAGACUCGAAAAGCAUACUUUUUUCAAGGACACAUAAUACACUGAGCAAAAUGUGAGUACCAGAGGAUAAUUUAAAUUGUGAGUUUUUAGAGAUUUGAUUAUUAAAUUUUUGGAGAAGUUGUUUA
Messenger RNA from Lonchura striata (white-rumped munia), 5472 nucleotides. RefSeq names its product protein prenyltransferase alpha subunit repeat containing 1 (gene PTAR1). Gene Ontology annotation, biological process: protein prenylation. Gene Ontology annotation, cellular component: cytoplasm. NCBI's taxonomy places the organism in Eukaryota, Metazoa, Chordata, Aves, Passeriformes, Estrildidae. The record is from RefSeq and is a predicted model, not a curated record. Gene Ontology annotation, molecular function: protein prenyltransferase activity.